Messenger RNA from Rangifer tarandus platyrhynchus (Svalbard reindeer), 5733 nucleotides. The record is from the annotation of a GenBank genome assembly. NCBI's taxonomy places the organism in Eukaryota, Metazoa, Chordata, Mammalia, Artiodactyla, Cervidae.
AUGGAGCAACUGACAUCCUUCCCGCGGCUGGGGGACCCCGGAAACAUGGAGCCGUGGGCACUGUCCGCCUGGCAGAGCUGGACUCCAGGCCGGGGGGUUGAUGCUGGAGGCGCACCCCCAAGCAUGGCUGGUAACCCCACAGAUCUGCGUGUUGGAGAACUGAGGCCUGAGGAGAGCUCCGAGCCUGAGGGAGCCCGAAGCCCGGGGCCUGUGGGGGGCAUUGAGCCUGGAAGAACAGCAACUGGGCUGCCCAGCCCUGCGCAGGGAGCCUUGAGCUCCGGACCUGGCUGUCAGAGGCUGGAGGACCCGGAGGCAGAGGCUUUGUCUAAGGGCAAGCUGAAAAUGGGCUUCGGGGACAGGCCCAAUCUGGAGCUGCUGAGGGCCGUGGGGGAGCUGCAGCAGCGCUGUGCCAUCCUUAAGGAGGAGAACCAGAUGCUGAGGAAGAGCAGCUUCCCCGAGACGGAGGAGAAGGUGCGGAGGCUGAAGCGGAAGAAUGCCGAGCUGGCGGUCAUUGCCAAGCGCCUGGAGGAGAGGGCCCGAAAGCUGCAGGAGACUAACCUGAGGGUGGUGAGUGCUCCCAUGCCCAGUCCAGGGGCCAGCUUGGAGUUGUGCCGGAAGGCCCUGGCCCGCCAACGAGCCCGGGACCUCAGUGAGACAGCCAGCGCCCUGUUGGCCAAGGACAAGCAGAUCGCUGCCUUGCAGCGGGAAUGCAGGGAGCUGCAGGCCAGGCUCACCCUGGCAGGCAAGGAGGGCCCCCAGUGGCUCCACGUGCGGGACUUCGACCGGCUGCUGCGCGAGUCCCAGCGGGAGGUGCUGCGGCUGCAGAGGCAGAUCGCCCUGCGCAACCAGCGGGAGCCGCCCUCGCCGCCCCGGCCCCCGGACCCCUCUGCCCCGGCCAGAGCAGGGGCGCCCGCCCCGGGGGCCCCGGGAGAGGCCAUACCCCAGGAGGAUGUGGAAAACCCGGCUGUGGUCCUAGGGGAGCCCGAGAAACAGCAGAGGGUGCAGCAACUGGAAUCGGAGCUCAGCAAGAAGCGGAAGAAAUGCGAGAGCCUGGAGCAGGAAGCCCGGAAAAAGCAGAGGCGAUGCGAGGAGCUGGAACUGCAGCUCAGGGCAGCCCAGAAUGAGAAUGCCCGCCUUGUGGAGGAGAACUCUCGGCUCAGUGGGAGAGCCACGGAGAAGGAGCAGGUGGAGUGGGAGAAUGCAGAGCUGAGGGGCCAGCUCCUGGGGGUGACGCAGGAGAGGGACUCAGCCCUUCUCAAGAGCCAAGGCCUGCAGAGCAAGCUGGAGAGCCUGGAGCAGGUGCUGAAGCACAUGCGGGAGGUGGCCCAGCGGCGGCAGCAGCUGGAGGUGGAACACGAGCAGGCUCGGCUCAGCCUGCAGGAGAAGCGGGAGGAGGUCCGGAGGCUGCAGCAGGCCCAGGCGGAAGCCCAGAGAGAGCAUGAAGGUGCUGUGCAGCUGCUGGAGUCUACCCUGGAUUCCAUGCAGGUCCGGGUCCGGGAGCUGGAGGAGCAGUGCCGCAGCCAGACCGAGCGCUUCAGCCUGCUGGCUCGGGAGCUCCAGGCCUUCCGCCUGCACCCUGGCCCCCUGGACCUGCUCACCUCCGCCCUGGGCUGCGGUGCCCCAGGGGACCGCCCACCACCCCCCUGCUGCUGCUCCACCCCGCAGCCCUGCCACGGAUCCUGCCCCAAAGACCUCGACCUCCCACCAGCGUCCCCGGGGCGCUGCACCCCAAAGUCUUCCGAGCCUGCCGCUGCCACUCUUGUCGGGGUCUCCCGGAGGACGCCGGCCAAGAGGGCAGAGUCUCUGUCCAACUCCUCUCGCUCCGAGUCCAUCCACAACAGCCCCAAGUCCUGCCCGACCCCUGAGGUGGACACAGCCAGUGAGGUGGAGGAACUGGAGGCAGACAGCGUCUCGCUGCUCCCGGCAGUGGCAGAGGGCGGCCGGGGCGGAGCCAGGGUGCAGGUCUUCCUAGCUCGCUACAGCUACAACCCCUUCGAGGGCCCCAACGAGAACCCAGAGGCAGAGCUGCCGCUGACCGCCGGCGAGUACAUCUACAUCUACGGCAGCAUGGACGAGGAUGGCUUCUUUGAAGGGGAGCUCAUGGACGGCCGGAGGGGCCUGGUCCCUUCCAAUUUUGUUGAGCGCGUGUCCGACGACGACCUGCUGGCCUCUCUGCCUCCGGAGCUGGCUGACUUGUCCCACAGCUCAGGCCCCGAGCUCAGUUUUCUGAGUGGCGGCGGAGGCGGCAGCAGUAGUGGGGGCCAGAGCAGCGGGGGACGCAGCCAGCCCCGACCGGAGGACGAGGCGGCCGGGGAGGCACCCAGCCCGAGCCCCCCACCUGAGGGCCUGGGGGAGCUCCCUGCCGUGCCUUACCCCCGCCGUCUGGCCGUCCUGAAGCAGCUGGCCCACAGCGUGGUGCUGGCCUGGGAGCCGCCUCCUGAGCGCGUGGAGCUGCGCGGCUACCACGUCUGUGUGAACGGGGAGCUGCGGCAGGCCCUGGGGUCCGCGGCACCCCCCACGGCUGUGCUGGAGAACUUGGACCUGCAGACCGGGCCCCUCCGGGUCUCCGUGCAGGCCCUGACCAGCCAGGGUGGCUCCGACCCGCUGCGCUGCUGCUUGCUGCUGGGGGCCCGGGCCCGCGUGGCUCCUAGCCAGCUGCGGGUCCAUCGGCUGACCGCCACAUCUGCCGAGAUCGCCUGGGUGCCCAGCAACAGCAGUUUGGCCCACGCCGUCUACCUCAACGGGGAGGAAUGCCCCCCUGCCCGCCCCAGCACCUACUGGGCCACCUUCUGCCACCUGCGGCCUGGUACCCUCUAUCAGGCCCGAGUGGAGGCUCAGCUCCCGCCUCGAGGGUCCUGGGAACCAGGCGGGGAGAGGCCAGAGCCACGGGCUGCCACCCUGCAGUUUACCACACUGCCAGCAGGCCCACCUGACGCCCCCCUGGAUGUGCAGGUUGAGCCAGGGCCCUCCCCUGGGAUCCUGAUCAUCAGCUGGCUCCCGGUGACGAUCGAUGCGGCCGGCACCUCCAACGGCGUCCGGGUCACAGGUUACGCCGUUUAUGCUGAUGGGCAGAAGAUCAUGGAGGUGGCCUCGCCCACGGCGGGCAGCGUGCUGGUGGAGCUGUCGCAGCUGCAGCUGCUGCAGGCGUGCCGCGCGGUGGCCGUGCGCACCAUGUCGCCCCACGGCGAGUCGGCGGACUCCCUCCCUGCUCCUGUCGCCCCCGCCCUGGCCGAGGCCUCCGGGCUGGCCAGGGUCCCCUGCGCCUCCCCACGACCAGGCCUGGAGGCCAGGCCGCCCCUUGCUGCAGCCUCCCCGGGGCUGGGGGACCCCAGCUCUCCUCUCCGGUGCCCCGACCCCCAUGGAGCUCAAGAGCCCCCGGGCGCCCCCCCAGCCAGCCCUCCCAGAGAGACGGCAGGAGGAUCCUCAGAGGAGCCCCCAGUGCCUGUCUCGCAGGAGCAGGCUGGGGCAGCUGUGCUGGGGGCCCCUGGGGACGGGAAGGCCAGCGAGCCCGCCUUGGGAGACUGCGUUCCUGGCCCUGCCACCUCCUGUGUGGCCAAGGAGGACGCUGAGCAGACCGCAGGAGAGGCCCGCCUGGCAGCCGGUGCCACCCAGGGAGCGCUGGCCCAGAGGCUGCCCAGUGCCAAGGCCUGCCGUGGAGGAGACGCAGGGGCUGGGCUGAGGCCCCAGGCUGAGGAGGACGCGGCCGAGCUGGGGGUCCGUCCGGGGAACUCCCUUGUGGACCAGGGCCGCACCUCGGACCUGUCAGACAUCCAAGAGGAGGAGGAGGAGGAAGAGGAUCUGGGUGUCAGGACCUGCUCCUUCCCGAAGCAGGUGGCUGGCCACGGCAUCGGGGGGCAGGGGGCCAAGCCCCAGCCCGACCCCUUGUGUGAGACCGACAGCGACGAGGAGAUCUUGGAACAGAUCCUGGAGCCGCCCCUCCAGCACUUCCGCAGCAAGAAGCUGUUUAGCAUCCCUGAGGAGGAGGAAGAAGAGGAGGAGGAGAAGGAGGACGGGGAGGCCGCGCAGGAGGAGAAGGGGCCAGGGGCAGGCUCUGCAUCCAGAGACCCGGGCCCGCCUGCACCCCUGCCUCCGGGGCUGGGCUGCGACGGCGCGCGGCCCCGCGGGCCUGGCCUCUGCGCUUCAUCCUGCAGCCCCUGCAGGGUUGGGGACCGCCCGGAGGACCCGCUGGGACUGGUCGGUGGCGGCAGCUGGAGGAAAGGAAGUGGCUCCCCCGAAAAGCCCCCUGGCCGCAGGCGGUCCCCGGAUCUCCGGGAGCAUUGCAGCCGGCUUCUCAGCAACGGCGGCGGCGGGUCCCAGGCGCCCGGCCGAGCACCGGGCCCUGCGCGCGAGAGGGGCGGCCCCUCUGCGGCCGAGGGCGCCAGGGCUGCGCCGGACCCCGGCGGGAGGGCGCGGCCCGCCCCUUCCAGGAAGUGCCCCCGGGGCCGGGCCCCGGAACCGGGCCUGGCCAGCUGCCUCUCCCCCAAGUGCUUGGAAAUCAGCAUCGAAUAUGACUCUGAGGACGAGCAAGAGAUGGGCGGCGGGGACAUGAGCAUCACCAGCUCCGGCUGCCUCGGAGACGGGGAGGCCUGGGGUGCAGCCCCCGUGGGAAGGCCCAGGGCACCUCCGAAGGCCGGUUCAGGCCGCCACCCCUACCCAUGCUCCGCGGCCUGGGAGAAGGGGGAGCCGGAGCGGAGAGGCCGCAGUGCGACGGGCAGAGCCCAGGAGCCGCCGCCCCGGGUCCCAGAGUCUGGGGAGCCCAGAGGGCUGGACAGCCCCGGGCAGAGUGGCUCCCAGCGGAGAGGGGGCCGGGCCCCCAGGCCAGGCUCCACGGAGCUGGCCCCCACGAGGAGCCCUCCAGAAGAAGCCCCGGCCCUCCGGGACCUCCCUGUCAGGGUCUUUGUGGCUCUGUUUGACUACGACCCUGUGUCAAUGUCACCCAACCCUGAUGCUGGGGAAGAGGAGCUCCCGUUCCGGGAGGGCCAGAUCCUGAAGGUGUUUGGGGACAAAGACGCAGACGGCUUCUACCGGGGUGAGGGUGGGGGCCGGUGGGGCUACAUUCCCUGCAACAUGGUGGCUGAAAUGGCCGUGGACAGCCCUGCGGGGACACAGCAGCUGCUCCAGCGGGGCUACUUGUCCCCAGAGGUUCUCGCUGAGGGCUCAGGGAACGGCCCCUUCGUCUACUCUGCAGCCCGCACCGCCGGGCCUCCCCCCAAGCCCCGUCGCUCCAAGAAAGGUGGUCCCGAGUCGUCUUCUGCUCCCCCUCCAGGGCCCCCCCAACUGGCCUCCUCUGCUGGCCUGAAAGCUCCCCAUUCCAUGGUGGCCGCGUUUGACUACAACCCCCGGGAGAGCUCUCCCAACAUGGACGUGGAGGCAGAGCUGCCCUUCCGGGCAGGGGACAUCAUCACUGUGUUCGGGGCCAUGGACGAUGACGGUUUCUACUAUGGGGAGCUGAAUGGACAGCGGGGCCUGGUUCCAUCCAACUUCCUGGAGGGCCCUGGGCCUGAGGCAGGCGGCUCAGACAGGGAGCCUGGGACAGCCCCGUCCGAGGGCCAGGACUGGGUCAGCUCAACCCAGGGGCCCGCAGCACCCCCAGGCUGGCCCUGUGCUCCUGGCCCUCGCUGCUUCCCCAAGGUUGAACUGGGGUUGCCACAGGGCCCAAGCAGGAAGGUGUGGGUUCUCCUCUCCAAGGGGAAGCAGCUCCUCUGGAAACUGGGCUCGGGGAAGAAGGAGUGA